AUAGAGAACAACAAACAUCUGGUCACAGGGUCAGUCCGAGCCGAGGUACUGAAAUGGGGUGAAGAUGUAACAGAAUUUCAGCCUCCCCCCGAUUAUAUACUAAUGGCUGAUUGCAUUUACUAUGAGGAGUCGUUAGAACCGUUACUGAAGACGCUGAAAGACCUCACUGGCCCCGAUACGUGCGUCUUGUGCUGUUAUGAACAGAGGACCAUGGGAAAGAAUCCUGAAAUUGAGAGAAAAUACUUUGAGCUGCUUCAGAUGGACUUUGAGCUGGAAAAAAUUCCCCUGGAUAAGCACGACGAGGAGUAUCGCAGCGAAGACAUUCACAUCAUGAAUAUCCACAGGAAACGAACG
Messenger RNA from Cariama cristata (Red-legged seriema), 354 nucleotides. It is a transcript of the gene VCPKMT, whose product is annotated as valosin containing protein lysine (K) methyltransferase. The transcript is spliced from 4 exons. The record is from RefSeq and is a predicted model, not a curated record. Gene Ontology annotation, molecular function: protein-lysine N-methyltransferase activity. Gene Ontology annotation, biological process: peptidyl-lysine methylation. NCBI's taxonomy places the organism in Eukaryota, Metazoa, Chordata, Aves, Cariamiformes, Cariamidae. Gene Ontology annotation, cellular component: cytoplasm; cytosol. The annotation marks the transcript as partial.